AUGGUUCUUCCGACCACCCCUCUCUCCGCUACUAAGGACCCUAUAGAUUCGAGCACUGCUUCAUUAUAUGAAGUUACGCCAACAAAGCCUCUGGAUCUGAACCAGGCGCCACGAAAUCAGCAAUGGUUUCGCAACGAAACACAACAAAAUCAUUCACGAAAUUCACAAGAUACGACUGGCGACCAACCAAAGACCAAUCGGGUAACAACUGACUCUAGAUACUCUACUUCGUCAAUUCUCAAAUCUGCAUCAGAGCUCUCCUUUCAAACAGCAUACUCGUCGGGCUCUCCAAAUGGUCAGCACAUGAUCAAUAAUGACGAUGCUGAGCAACAGUCGGAUUCAGAAAUAUCGAUGGAUGAUGCGACGCCAAUAGUGGCUCCGAGCUCUCAUUUCGGUGCUACCACCCCUCAUUUAGAUGUCAAUGGAUCUUACGUGGACACAGAACAACACUCACCAGAUAGCUUCAAUUUCGUGGAAAAUAGUUCCAAUGUCCCCAAAAGCUCACAAUGGGCAGGACUAGGCCUUUCCUCUACAGAGCAGACCGCUGGCGGUACGACAGAAAGCACUCGAUUAUCCGAAAACUUUUCGGGACAAAAUGACCACACAACGAACCAUGUUCGAACAUCUCCAUCCAAAAUAUCCAAGUCGCAUCGGAGAUCAUUAAUGAGUUUGAAAAGAGAAAGCAUUCACAAUGCAUACACCAAGACACCUGUGGAGGCCCCAAAAGCCACCGAAGAAGGAAUUGCAGACCUAGUCAAUAUUGUGGAGCCUAAUGAGAUCAGCGCAUAUAGCGAAGAUUCUACUUUAUCUCACGAUGACUAUCACUAUCGUCUGGACGAUGAGAAGACAGGACCUAAAAAUAUCGAAAGAAAGCAUACAUUUAAGAGAAGCUCAGAGUUGGAGCUCGACGAAACAAAUUUGGCGUAUCUUUUUAUUGUAGCAAUCCAUUCCUUCAACUCCCAGUCACUGAAGAACCAGGAUGAUAUUGCUAUUUGUCUGUCGUUCGAAAAAAACGAUAUCGCUUUCGUGCAUACUGUGGAUGAAUCGGGCUGGGGUGAGGUAACACUUGUCAGCAACCAAAAACGAGGGUGGGUUCCUUUCAACUACUUCUCUGACAUGAUAGGAAGCUCUACAGACUUGGGGGAUAAAAUGAAAUCUUCACUGAAUAGAAGACCACCUUUAGCCAAGCUUCUAUCAUCGUCCGCCCAGUUUCUAUUGCAUCCUCAAGACUAUGUUUUGCCUGACGGGUCGGGUGUAAGCUUUUCCCUCAAGUACAUUAAUGGUAUAAGAGACGGCGUGAAAUUCUUACUUGAGACCACUGGUUGCGUCUCGCGAUCCAACGAACUCGUUAAGAAUAGAAUUGCGCUGAAGCGGUCCAGGAAACUUCUUCUCGCUGACUGGUACAAUCUUAUGAUCAAGGCAGAUUCUUACAAGUACACAACUGAUGAAAAAAGACUCCAAACUCUAACUAAUCUUACAUUCCAAAUUAUCAAACGGGGCCACGCUUUUUACUACGUGUGGUUUAUAGAGAAACAAGCUCAUGAAAAGGAAAAGAAGCUUGGUCUAACCCAAAUUCCAAGUUCAACAGAUGUAAUCAACGGGCACAUUGACGACCGAGGGAACAAGAAACUCGCACCAUCCAAUCACUCGAAUUUCCCUAAGUUGGAAUCACCUCCGUGGGCUGUUCAACGACUGAACGAAGUUCACGAUAUGUUAUUCUCGUACAUUGCCCUGAUCCUUGGGCGAAUGGAUAUGAUCGAACGCAAUGCUGCUGGGUGUGAGGUGUUGGAGACAGUUGUACACCAAAUCAUCAUUCUACUUCGUGAGUUACUAUAUAUCAGCAAAUGCUGUUCAUCCGUUGUUCAGGUCAAGUUUCCGAAGGUGCAACGAAAGGAGAUGUCAUUGGAUCAGAGCCUCGAUCCUUUGUUGUCUCUGGUCUCGGAACUCGUUUCUUGCAUCAAAGUUUUUGUUGUGCACUCGAUGAAUGAUGGUUCAGAGGAUAAAAAAGGUUUUCUCGGAAGCACUUUUGUGAGGGAUGAGGAUUACACAUACACGGAUGACGGGAAGCGAUUGAUGGCAAUUGUUUCAAAGAUGACUGGCUUCAUUGGUGUUGCCAUUCAGCAAUGCCAUCGCUACUUGAAGGUGACUGGAAAUUUCCAACUAGGAGAAGAACGGUCUUAUCCUGAUCUUGAAGUAAUCAAGAUAACAUCAGAACAGUUUGUCAAACGAUGCUCUGUUGGACUAACCAAAAUAGCAGAGGCGAGACAAGAACAGAGAAGUAGUAUUCCCGCUGCCGCUGUGGCUAAAAAUGGUCAUCCUUAUGCCAAAAAGCUUUAUCGAUACUCACUGGUGAGAGCAGGAAGUAACGGCAUAACACCUUCCGGAAGCCAGCUGCUUCAAGAGGUUAUACCUGACAAUAAACCGUUUAUCGAUGACAGUUCUUUUGAUAAAUAUAAACUUUCGGAGAGUGAGUCGGAACCUACCACCGGACAUGACAAUGUGAACGAUAGAGAGCGCAUACGAACCGAAAUGGUUUUCGAUAAUGAUGGGAAACUGCUGGGUGCGUCAAACCGUGCUUUGAUUUUCAUCCUUACUGAUGAGCUAGAUCGUCCAAGCGAAUUUUUAAUUGCAACCUAUUUGUUGAACUAUCGCUCUUUCUCAAGCCCCCUGGAUUUUAUUGCUGAGCUUAUUGCAAGAUUCGAUCUACCGGAUAAGUCCUUCGCAUAUGAGCGGGAUGUCAGAAAUGGGCAAUAUUCGUCGAGGUCUUCAAGGCUCAAAAAUAGACGUCGCAUGGUGUGCCAUAUUUUUCAAGUCUGGAUGGAAAGCUAUUGGGAUUAUCAGAGUGAUUUUACUUACUUAUCCACAAUUAUCAAUUUUUUCAACGAAGGUAUUUCCAGCCAUCUCCCACUCGAAGCGAGAAAUCUCAUUGAGACAGCAGCCAUUCUUUUUUCAAAAGCGACUGCAUCCGAGUAUCAAAGCUCUUUGGCAGCUUCUCAAAUUAUGCCGAGAGAAAUAGUUAUUCCGAGCAGACAUUCAAUAAUCUCACUGGACUCUGUUGCAUCAAGCAAAAGGUCAACAGUCAUAUCGGUGGACGAACAUGUGCUAGAGGAGUAUGAACUUACAAAACUGCCUUCUGGCAGGACAAGCUCCAUAUCUAUACCACUUCCAAUGUUAAAUAUUGGGACGUCGUCGCUUCUGGGACGCAGACAAAUCGCCGAAAUGGAGCGUCUUACCAAAAACUAUCACUCUAUGCUAUAUCCAUCAAGCUUCGAUUUCAGUAGUGCUGAUACUAAAACCGAACCUGACUUGAUUUCUAUGCUUUGCGAGUGGUCGUCACUAAUUCAAAGAUCCGCUUUCGAGAACCCUCCUGCAGGUUUGGUUCAUAACGACCUCAAUCUCGUGGAGCUGAACCCUUUGGAAGUUGCCAAGCAACUUUCACUGAUUGAAUCGGCAUUAUUCGUGACGGUGAAGCCUGGAGAGUUACUCAAUCAGAAACGCAGCACAAGCAAAAACGACACCACGAGCUCUCCUGACAUCGAGCGGAUCAUUGAUUUCUCUAAUGUGUUAUCCAAUUAUGUUAUUGAAUCUGUUGUCGCGCCAAAACUAAUGUUGAAGGCGCGUGUCAAUAGACUUACUGCCUGGUUGAGCAUUGCUCUCUCUUCGUUGUAUUUCAGAAAUUUCAACUCUGUUGCAACGAUUAUGACAGCUCUCCAGAGUCACAUUUUGGGCAGACUGGCGCCUAUUUGGAAGGGUUUGAGCGACAAGCAUGUUGAGCUAUUCCACUACUUAUCAAAAAUUGUUCACCCUAACAAAAACUACAGCGUUUAUCGAACUAAAUUGAAGAGUUUGGCUACAGAUUUCACACCUUCGGAUAACAUGUACACCAAGUGCCACCUCCCAUCUGUUCCAUUCUUUGCAUUGUUUCUACGAGAUAUGGCGAUAGUUCAGGAGGGUUUAAAUGACUUCCGUGAUCCAUCUUCGUUCAGACCCAAUCGACUAGUCAACAUGGACAAAUUUAACAGACUUACAAAAACAGUUUCUCUUCUGCAGUUCUUCCAAGUUCCAUACGACACUAAUGAUAGACCAAACCUUUUGGGAAGCGGAAGAGAUUCUUUUUUCAAUCUCUCCGGCAAUUCGGAUAUCGAUACUACUGGAAUUAAGCCCGUUUUACUACUACAAAAGUUCAUGCUGUAUGAACUUUGGCGUGUGAAUGGUCUUUAUACUGACGACAGAGACCGAGGCUACAAUCUCAGUUUGUCUCUAAGUCCUAAAAAUGAGUUAUAG
Lachancea sp. 'fantastica' is the source of this 4284-nucleotide messenger RNA. The record is from the annotation of a GenBank genome assembly. Lineage: Eukaryota; Fungi; Ascomycota; Saccharomycetes; Saccharomycetales; Saccharomycetaceae.